Leptosomus discolor (cuckoo roller) is the source of this 4758-nucleotide messenger RNA. RefSeq names its product synaptojanin 1 (gene SYNJ1). The record is from RefSeq and is a predicted model, not a curated record. Gene Ontology annotation, biological process: phosphatidylinositol dephosphorylation; synaptic vesicle endocytosis. NCBI's taxonomy places the organism in Eukaryota, Metazoa, Chordata, Aves, Leptosomiformes, Leptosomidae. Gene Ontology annotation, cellular component: presynapse; perinuclear region of cytoplasm. Gene Ontology annotation, molecular function: RNA binding; SH3 domain binding; phosphatidylinositol-4,5-bisphosphate 5-phosphatase activity.
GAUAAAGGCAAAAUGGCUUUCAGUAAAGGAUACCGUGUCUAUCACAAGCUGGAUCCACUUCCAUUCAGUGUGAUAGUGGAAACCAGAAACAGAGAAGAAUGUCUCAUGUUUGAAUCCGGAGCCGUGGCUGUCCUCUCUUCUGCAGAAAAAGACACAAUCAAGAAUACCUACUCCAAAGUAAUGGAUGCAUAUGGGCUCUUGGGUGUAUUAAGAUUAAACCUUGGAGACACGUUGUUACAUUAUCUGGUUCUAGUAACAGGAUGCAUGUCUGUGGGAAAGAUUCAAGACUCUGAAGUUUUUCGAGUUACUUCCACUGAAUUCGUGUCGCUACGAAUUGAUUCAACAGAUGAGGAUCGUAUUUCAGAAGUGCGCAAAGUUUUGAACUCGGGAAACUUUUAUUUCGCGUGGUCUGCAACUGGUGUCAGUUUAGAUCUCAGUCUCAAUGCUCACCGCAGCAUGCAGGAGCACACCACUGACAACAGGUUUUUCUGGAACCAGUCACUGCAUUUACAUCUGAAGCACUAUGGUGUGAACUGUGAUGACUGGUUGUUACGUCUCAUGUGUGGAGGAGUGGAGAUAAGGACAAUUUAUGCAGCUCACAAGCAAGCAAAGGCUUGUCUCAUUUCACGACUAAGCUGUGAACGGGCUGGCACCAGAUUUAAUGUCCGGGGAACAAAUGAUGAUGGUCAUGUUGCUAAUUUUGUUGAAACAGAGCAGGUGAUAUUUUUAGAUGACUCUGUGUCAUCUUUCAUACAGAUUCGAGGAUCUGUUCCAUUAUUUUGGGAACAGCCAGGCCUGCAGGUGGGAUCCCAUCGUGUCAGAAUGUCAAGGGGUUUUGAGGCGAAUGCACCGGCGUUUGACAGGCAUUUCCAAACUCUUAAAAAUUUAUAUGGCAAGCAAAUUAUUGUAAAUCUACUUGGGGCAAAAGAAGGGGAGCACAUGCUCAGCAAAGCUUUUCAGAGCCAUUUGAAAGCAUCUGAACAUUCAGCUGAUAUCAAAAUGGUGAACUUUGACUAUCAUCAAAUGGUUAAAGGUGGAAAGGCAGAAAAACUACACAGUGUGCUUAAACCUCAAGUCCAGAAAUUCUUAGAGUGUGGAUUUUUUUAUUUUGAUGGAAAGGAAGUUAAAAGAUCUCAAAGCGGCACUGUCAGAACAAACUGCUUGGACUGUCUGGAUAGAACAAACAGCGUGCAGGCUUUCUUUGGCUUAGAGAUGCUAACAAAACAACUGGAGGUAUUAGGAUUAGCUGAGAAGCCUCAGUUGGUUACUCGCUUUCAGGAAGUUUUCCGAUCCAUGUGGUCUGUGAAUGGUGAUUCUGUCAGUAAAAUUUAUGCUGGAACUGGAGCCCUUGAAGGAAAAGCUAAGCUGAAGGAUGGUGCUCGUUCUGUGACCAGAACGAUUCAAAAUAACUUUUUUGAUAGCUCCAAGCAGGAGGCCAUUGAUGUUUUAUUAUUGGGAAAUACCCUAAAUAGUGAUUUAGCAGAUAAAGCACGGGCUCUCUUAACCACCAGCAGUUUACGCGUUUCAGAGCAAUCAUUACAAUCAGCAUCAGUAAAAGUGCUAAAGAGUAUGUGUGAAAACUUUUAUAAGUAUGCAAAACCGAAAAAAAUUAGAGUUUGCGUCGGGACGUGGAAUGUCAACGGGGGGAAGCAGUUUCGAAGUAUUGCCUUCAGAAAUCAGACCCUCACUGACUGGCUUCUAGAUGCACCAAAGUUAGCUGGUAUUCAUGAAUUCCAAGAUCGCAAAAGCAAGCCUGUAGACAUAUUUGCCAUUGGAUUUGAAGAAAUGGUGGAGUUAAAUGCAGGAAACAUUGUGAAUGCCAGCACAACCAAUCAGAAGCUCUGGGCUGCUGAGCUGCAGAAGACUAUAUCGAGAGAUUACAAGUAUGUGCUGCUGGCUUCUGAGCAGUUGGUGGGCGUCUGCCUUUUUGUGUUCAUCAGGCCCCAGCAUGCUCCUUUUAUCAGGGAUGUUGCUGUUGAUACUGUAAAGACUGGCAUGGGAGGAGCCACUGGUAAUAAAGGUGCAGUAGCAAUUCGGAUGUUGUUUCAUACAUCCAGUCUUUGCUUUGUCUGCAGUCAUUUUGCUGCAGGGCAAUCACAAGUUAAAGAGAGAAACGAAGACUUCAUAGAAAUAGCUCGCAAGCUCGGUUUUCCAAUGGGAAGGAUGCUCUUUUCCCAUGACUAUAUCUUUUGGUGUGGUGACUUUAAUUAUCGAAUAGAUAUUCCAAAUGAGGAGGUUAAGGACCUAAUACGACAACAGAACUGGGAUGCUCUUAUAGCGGGAGACCAACUUAUGAAUCAGAAAAAUUCUGGACAGAUUUUUAGGGGAUUUUUGGAAGGGAAAAUAAAUUUUGCUCCUACAUACAAAUAUGAUCUGUUUUCUGAUGACUAUGACACCAGUGAGAAAUGUCGCACACCGGCAUGGACAGAUCGUAUUCUUUGGAGAAGAAGAAAAUGGCCUUUUGACCGAUCAGCUGAUGACCUGGAUCUUCUGAAUGCAAGUUUUCACGAUGACAGUAAUGUCCCUUAUACAUGGAAUCCUGGUACUCUGUUGCACUAUGGAAGAGCAGAGCUGAAAACGUCUGAUCAUAGACCUGUGGUUGCAUUGGUUGACAUUGACAUAUUUGAAAUUGAAGCGGAAGAGAGACAAAAAGUUUAUAAGGAGGUGAUCGCAAUGCAAGGACCACCUGAUGGUACUGUAAUGGUCUCCAUCAGAAGUUCUUCAGCAGAAGAAAACUAUUUUGAUGAUAACUUGAUUGAUGAUCUUCUUCAAAAAUUUGCAAGCUAUGGUGAAGUUAUACUUAUAAGGUUUGUGGAAGACAAGAUGUGGGUAACAUUUUUGGAAGGAAGCUCUGCUUUGAAUGUUAUGAAUUUGAAUGGUACUGAGCUACUAGGAAGGAUUAUAAACAUAAGCUUGAAAAAUCCAGAUUGGAUCAGAACUUUGGAAGAUGAAAUGAACCUAGAGAAGAUUAAUAUUGGGCUGCCUUCAUCGACAAGUUCCACUUUGCUUUGUGAAGAUGCUGAGGUUACUGCAGACUAUGAUAUGGAAGGAGACAUAGAUGACUAUAGUGCUGAAGUAGAAGAAAUCCUUCCUCAGCACCUACAGCCAACUUCAAGCUCUGGUCUUGGAACCUCCCCCAGCUCUUCACCGCGUUCCAGUCCCUGUCAAUCCCCUACGCUGUCAGAUGGACCUACGCUCCCAGUGAGACCGAGCCGAGCACCAACAAAAACUCCUGGACCACCUGUUUCCACACACAGUCUUGGUACUCAGCAGAAAGAGUCUCCUCAGAGCUUGGAGCCUAAGCGUCCUCCACCACCUCGCCCUGUUGCUCCUCCUGCACGUCCCGCUCCGCCGCAGAGGCCGCCUCCGCCGUCAGGCGGUAGGAGUCCUGCACCUGCUAGAAAAGAAUUUGGAGGUCUUGGAGCUCCUCCCAGUCCUGGGGUAGCUAGGAGAGAAGUAGAAGCCCAAAAAAGUCCUGGGACACAAAGGAAAGAUAACUUAGUUCGUAAUCAGCCUCCACCUUCAACUGGAAUUUCAAGCGCAGGAACUGCUGGAUAUGGUACAACCAGACCGACUGUUCCACCUCGAGCUGGAGUUAUUAGUGCACCACAAAGCCAUGUCCGUCCCUCUGGGGGAAGACCAGCACCUGAAACUCAGACCAAACCAGCUGAACCACCGAGGGGCUCACCGUUGCUUCCUGAACCGUUAAAGCCUCAGGCUGCUGGACCUGCUCAGCCCACCACUCAGCAACCGCCUGUGCUAAGGAUGCAGGAGCCUCUGAUACCUGUGGCAUCACAUCCAUCUCAGACAAGUGCCCCACAAAGUCUGGAACCCCCACAACCACCUCCUCGUAGCCGAUCAUCUCACAGUUUGCCUUCUGAAUCUGCUCCUUCGCAGCAGCAAAUUAAAACAAAUGGGACGCACGGCACUAAACUUGAAACACAGUUAAACAGUGAUCCUUUUGAAGAUUUGUCAUUUAAGCUGCUUGCGUCAAAGAUGCAGACAUCUGCUCGAACAUCACCCGUUCCGACGUUAAACCAAAAGGAGAUGAUACAGUUGCCUUCAGCAACACAAAGAAAUGCUGAUAUUUUGAAUACUGUAAAUUGCAUGCCAGCAAUGCCUCCUAUUCCAACCUUUAACACAUCCCAGGAACAUAAGCGCAGCUCUCCAAAUCCAUUUGUUACUGGACUGAACUGCACAAAUCCAUUCAGUGAAAGAACUCCUAAUGCUGGAAACCCGUUUAGAAAGGAAACGCAAGAGUCUGAAGUAACACCACGUUUACUAGAAGGACGUGCCGCUUGCAAUCCUUUCCCUUCUCCAGAUCCCCCCAGCUGUUACACAAGCAAGCCUGUAUUUUCUGUUGAUGCGUCUGAAAACACUUGUUGCUUGCGAAGUAAAUCUCUCAUGGUAAAAAAUGUACAGCCAAAAGGAUGGGUAACGUUUGAUGAUGAGGAGGAGUAUUUCAACAUAAAGCUAAAGCCAUCUAAAAGUGUUCCAGAUUUUAAGCAAAUCAAUUCCAGGGAGUCAGCUGGAUCUCUAGAUUUGCUGGGCACUGAGCAAAAUACUUUUCUUGGUUCAGACUUGAACUUUGAUAAUGACUGGAAUAAAAGUUCUACUGAUUGCUUCUAUACAAUGCCAGCGAGAAGACCACCUGCACCUCCUGUACCGUCGAGAAUAACCAGCAACAGAUCCCCUGCAGAUCCUUUCACUUCUUUGGCACCUAAGGUGUCACCAACACAAGAUUUUACAGAAAGAUAG